Messenger RNA from Camelina sativa (false flax), 3768 nucleotides. Its product is annotated as tubby-like F-box protein 10. The record is from RefSeq and is a predicted model, not a curated record. NCBI's taxonomy places the organism in Eukaryota, Viridiplantae, Streptophyta, Magnoliopsida, Brassicales, Brassicaceae. Gene Ontology annotation, molecular function: protein binding.
GCCUUCGAAGAGUGGGAGAAGGAAAAAAACGAAAACAAAGAAGACCUAAGGGAAAGAAAAAAGAGAAAAGAUCGAGAGAGAGAGAAUGAUGAAGAAGCAAGUGACGAUAGUGGCUGCUCUUCUAAUUCUGGUGGCUUUGUUUUCCAACAUGGAUAUGGUGGCGGAGGCUAAAUUAGGCCCCGGACCAUAUAGAAAGUUAGGCGCAGAAAAUUGCUAUGACGCUUGCACCACCGGCUGCGUCAAUCCUGAUAAUAAAAAGCUGAUCCGAUGCCAUCACAAAUGCUACGUUCGGUGUGGCGGUGUAGGUAAAAAUAUUAAAUCGUCUAUUAGAAUAAUUAAUGAAACCUGAUUCUACCGGACCGGUAUCUAGAAUUUCGUAUGGAUGAAAAUUAACACCAUGUUCGUCUACUUGAAUCGGAUCAUGCAUAAGUUGUGUGGGACGAUGAGAUGGUUUUGUAACUCUAUGAAACCAAAAGGGAACUUGGAACUGUUUUAUUUAAAAAGAGUUUCAACAUAAUACAAAUUUACAUUGGUAGCAUUACAAAAAUGAUAAGAACCUUUUCGAACCCGGAUUCUCUAUUAGUAAAACUGGUUUGCACACACACUUAAACAAGUAGUAUAUAGAAAGCACGAUGACUUAUAUAUAUAUUCUCCACCACUUGCACUUCUUGACUUCUACAUAGGUGUACCCGAAAGAUUUACUCUAUCUGAAAUUGGCUAUAGUGAGACAUGAAGGCUUGGUCACAGAUCCAAUCUUGUUCGACCUAAAUAAUCAGAAUAUAACAUCCCGUAAAGAAUUAUAAUAUUUGGUAAGAAGUGUUUGUAAACCACGGAAUAUGAAAUUCUGUAAACCGUUAAUCAGAAAAUGAUCUAAUAUUAAUAAACCAUAUGCAUAAACUUGUUCAAGAUUCAAAUUUGAGAAAUUCUAUAAGAGUGUUAAAAAUCCAAAAUUCUAUACUUAGUACUUACGUUAAUAAAAACGUUUUCCCAAAAUAUAGGUUUAACUUAAAACCUUUUAAGAUCUCAGCUAAACUUUUCCCGAAAAGUAUUUAAUAAAGUAUCUUAAAUCGUUUUGAUUUUUUUUCUUCAAAAAGUUCAUAAUUAAUAACAUACUACUAAGGAUUGAAUGGGGUUAGGUAUUUUUAUGAUACGAUUUCACUGUAUCCUUUCUUGAGAGAUCUACUCAUCUUAAAAUUUAUGAUAGACAGUACUACUAUAUAAGAUAUAACUAACAAAAUUUGACUUAUGAAAAAGAAUUGAUGUGAUGAAACAUGCAGUAUAUAAAUCAAUAUCGAAAUGAUUUGUAGUAUAAUUAUUAUUCAGUGAUAAGACUCCAAGUUCAACGGUGUAAAAAAUCUCUCUAUCAGUGUAUAACAAUUGGAUUGGUUAAAAAGGUUUUUAAAACUUUUUAUUUAUUUAUUUUGGUUUUGUGUUAAAGUCAAAACUAUGGUUGGGUCUUCGCUUGAUGCGAGGCGUAGGUCAUGCGGCCUCGUGGACAAUAAUGCUUCACAAUGUCCACUUAUUACAAAUUCAUUCUUUCUCUCUCUCUUCCGCAGACAAAUUUAUAGUAGUAACUUAAAAAAAAAUGUCAUAAAAGUUCGAUAGAAAAAAAAUCCAACAAGGAAGAGAAUUAGAGAAAGAAGAAAAAAAUAAGGCAUUUUGAUUUGUAGAGUCCCUAGAUUUUAUUUAUUUAAUAUUUACUUCUUAAUUAGUAUUUCCUUGCUGUCUCGUGAAUGAAACUAUUAAAGUAUAAAAUCAAGAAAAGCUCCUGCUGCUGAGUACUACUGGAAACAAAAAAAAACAAAAGCAGAGAAAAAAAAAAAAGGAGAAGACGACUUUAUCUUUUUCUGGUUUUUGUUGUUCUUCUUUGACUUUAUGGGUUCUUUUGUUUUUAGAUUUGAGGAGCUCUUAUAGAUCUGCUCAAAUCUCUGUGAUCUUGUCCUUAAUUCUUCUGUUUAUCCAUAAUUUCCGGAGGAUUCGUGAGUUUUUUUGUUGUAAGCAGAAGACCCCUCAGAUUCUGUACGUUUUGUUGCUUUUUUGCUGAGCUUCUGGAUUUGGUCGGAAAGAAGAAGCCUUAAGUAAAAAAAAAGAGAAGAUUCUGGGGUUUUCAUCAGCUUGUCUGAAAGUGAGUGGAGUCCUCUCCUAUCCCAGUGUGUAGCUCUUUAUUGGAAUUGGGCAUUUCUGGUUUGGUCUUGUUGUUGAAAAGAAGAAUCCUUUUAAGUAAAGAAAAAGAAAGAGAAAUGUCGUUUAGGAGCAUUGUUCAAGAUUUGAGAGAUGGGUUUGGGAGCUUGUCAAGGAGGAGUUUUGAUUUCAGGCUCUCUAGUCUUCAUAAAGGGAAAUCUCAGGGCUCUUCUUUCCGUGAGUUUUCGUCUUCUCGUGAUCUCUUGUCGCCUGUGAUAGUUCAGACAAGCAGAUGGGCUAAUCUUCCUCCAGAGCUACUCUUUGAUGUGAUCAAAAGAUUAGAAGAGAGUGAGAGUAAUUGGCCUGCAAGAAAACAUGUCGUGGCUUGUGCUUCGGUUUGUCGGUCUUGGAGAGCUAUGUGCCAAGAGAUUGUUUUAUGUCCUGAAAUCUGUGGAAAGCUCACUUUCCCAGUUUCCCUCAAACAGCCAGGGCCGCGUGAUGCAAUGAUUCAGUGUUUCAUUAAAAGGGAUAAAUCAAAGCUAACAUUUCAUCUUUUUCUUUGUUUAAGUCCCGCUCUGCUAGUGGAGAAUGGGAAGUUUCUUCUUUCGGCUAAAAGAACUCGUAGAACUACUCGGACCGAGUACAUUAUCUCCAUGGAUGCUGAUAACAUUUCAAGAUCCAGCAACUCCUACCUUGGAAAACUCAGAUCAAACUUUCUUGGGACAAAGUUCUUGGUGUACGACACACAACCACCACCAAACACAUCUUCAAGUGCGUUAAUCACUGAUAGAACAAGCCGGAGCAGAUUCCACUCAAGAAGAGUAUCUCCUAAAGUCCCAUCCGGAAGCUACAACAUUGCUCAAAUCACCUACGAGCUCAACGUGUUAGGCACACGGGGACCACGGAGAAUGCACUGCAUCAUGAACUCCAUCCCAAUCUCAUCGCUCGAGCCAGGCGGUUCGGUACCUAACCAACCAGAUAAACUCAUCCCGGCUCCAUACUCUCUCGACGACUCAUUCCGCAGUAACAUCUCCUUCUCCAAAUCAUCACUGGACCACCGCUCCCUCGAUUUCAACAGUUCAAGAUUCUCCGAAAUAGGAAUAUCCUGCGACGACAACAACGAAGAAGAAGCGAGUUUCAGACCGUUGGUAUUAAAGAACAAGCAGCCGAGGUGGCACGAGCAGUUGCAAUGCUGGUGUUUGAAUUUCCGGGGACGAGUGACAGUUGCAUCGGUUAAGAAUUUCCAGCUAGUAGCAGCAAGACAGCCGCAGCAGCCUCAAGGAACAGGCGCAGGAGCAGCAGCGGCGGCUGCACAGCCUGCUCACCCGGAGCAAGACAAGGUGAUUCUCCAGUUUGGUAAAGUGGGUAAAGAUAUGUUCACAAUGGAUUAUAGGUAUCCGUUAUCUGCGUUUCAGGCGUUUGCGAUUUGCUUAAGCAGCUUUGACACCAAGCUCGCUUGUGAAUAGAAGGAAACCACUCAUCAUCAUUCAUGCUAAUCCCUUGUCUCUCUUUUAUCUUUAUAUGCUUUUGGUUUUUUUUUGGGCAAAUCAAAAUGUCUCCAAUACUCAGUUACUACUACUGUGAGAGUCAGACGUCUACUAUUAACCCUCUUAUUUAUUCUAAACCAAUUGAACAUUUUAAUGAGUA